CCUCCUCAUCCCAGCGCCCUACCACCCCGGAUGUGCGGGAGGGAAAAAUCCCAAGGAAGUCCCAGGUAGCAGCGAGGCAGACGCCCCCGCCCAACCUGGCGACCAUGGUGACUCGACGUCUUCCCAGGCUUCUGGGCACAGUGUAAACCCUGCGUGGGAGGACCCGUUUGGAGCCCCCUUGCCACAUUACACCCAGCUUUUCUAGAUGAACCUGUCAGUCCUGGGAAAGUGACUGACUGCCCUUGGCUUUCAUUUUCUUCUUUCCACCUCGCUUGAGCAUCCUGCUCCUCCUCUGAACCACCUUGAGCCUCCUCAGCCCAGGCAGGAGAGAGAAGGAGAUCAGACUUGGACAGGAUGGCUUGCCGAAGACGCUAUUUGAGCUCCCUGGAGACCGGAAGCAGCCUCUCCACUGACCAGUACAGUGUUGAGGGUGAGGCCCCCAGCAGUGAGACUGGCACAUCGCUGGACAGCCCCUCAGCCUACCACCAGGGUCCCCUGGUACCUGGUUCCAGCCUGAGCCCAGACCACUACGAGCACACAUCAGUGGGUGCCUAUGGGCUAUACGCAGGGCCAGGACCACAACAGCGCGCACGAAGGCCCCGGCUACAGCACUCAACCUCUGUCCUGCGCAAGCAGGCUGAGGAGGAGGCCAUCAAGCGUUCUCGGUCACUCUCUGAGAGCUAUGAGCUCUCUUCAGAUCUGCAAGACAAGCAGGUGGAAAUGCUAGAACGCAAGUAUGGGGGACGCCUUGUGACCCGCCAUGCAGCCCGCACCAUCCAGACGGCGUUCCGCCAGUACCAAAUGAACAAGAACUUUGAGCGCCUGCGCAGCUCCAUGUCGGAGAACCGCAUGUCACGCCGCAUCGUGCUGUCCAACAUGAGGAUGCAGUUUUCCUUCGAGGGCCCCGAGAAGGUGCAUAGCUCCUACUUUGAGGGCAAGCAAGUCUCUGUGACCAAUGAUGGCUCCCAGCUGGGGGCCCUAGUGCCAUCAGAAUGUGAAGACCUUAACGACCCAGCCCUCAAGUCUCCAGCACCCUCCAGUGACUUUGCAGACGCCAUCACGGAACUGGAGGAUGCGUUCUCCCGGCAGGUAAAGUCCCUGGCUGAGUCUAUCGAUGAUGCCCUCAACUGCCGCAGCCUACACAGUGAGGAGUUACCGGCCCCGGACACUGUGCGGGCCCGGGACACUGAGCCCAAGCCAGGCCUGCAUGGCAUGGACCACCACAAAUUGGAUGAGAUGACAGCCUCAUAUAGUGAUGUUACCCUCUACAUUGAUGAGGAGGAGCUGUCACCACCUCUACCGCUCUCACAGGCUGGGGAUCGCCCUUCCAGCACAGAGUCAGACCUGCGGCUAAGGGCUGGGGGUACAGCCCAGGACUACUGGGCCUUGGCCCACAAGGAGGACAAGGCUGAUACAGACACGAGCUGCCGAAGCACACCAUCUCUGGAGCGGCCAGAACCACGGCUGCGGGUAGAGCACCUUCCCCUGCUCACCAUUGAGCCACCCAGUGACAGCUCUGUGGAGCUCAGUGACCGCUCCGAUAGAAGCUCACUCAAGAGGCAGAGUGCCUAUGAGCGCAGCCUUGGUGGACAGCAAAGCAGCCCCAAGCAUGGCCCCCACGGUGGCCCCCCCAAAGGCCUCCCCCGGGAGGAGCCUGAGUUGCGGCCUCGGCCCCCUAGACCUCUUGAGAGCCACUUGGCCAUCAAUGGUUCAGCCAACCGGCAGAGCAAGUCUGAGUCUGACUACUCAGAUGGGGACAAUGAUAGCAUCAACAGCACAUCCAACUCCAACGACACCAUAAACUGCAGCUCUGAGUCCUCGUCGAGGGACAGCCUGCGGGAACAGACACUCAGCAAGCAGACAUACCACAAGGAGACCCGCAACAGCUGGGACUCACCAGCCUUCAGCAAUGAUGUCAUCCGUAAGAGGCAUUACCGAAUUGGCCUGAAUCUCUUCAACAAGAAGCCUGAGAAGGGCAUCCAGUAUCUCAUUGAGCGUGGCUUCGUGCCUGACACGCCAGUGGGGGUGGCCCACUUCCUACUGCAGCGCAAGGGCCUCAGCCGCCAGAUGAUCGGUGAGUUCCUGGGAAACCGGCAGAAGCAGUUCAACCGUGAUGUACUCGACUGUGUUGUGGACGAGAUGGACUUCUCUGCCAUGGAGCUAGAUGAAGCCCUCCGGAAGUUCCAGGCACACAUCCGAGUCCAGGGGGAGGCUCAGAAAGUGGAGCGGCUCAUCGAGGCAUUCAGCCAGCGGUACUGUGUCUGCAACCCUGGGGUGGUACGGCAGUUCCGGAACCCAGACACCAUCUUCAUCCUGGCCUUUGCAAUCAUCCUGCUCAACACAGACAUGUACAGCCCCAAUGUCAAGCCUGAACGCAAGAUGAAGCUGGAGGACUUUGUCAAGAACCUCCGAGGUGUGGAUGAUGGUGAAGACAUUCCCCGGGAGACGCUGAUUGGGAUCUAUGAGCGGAUCCGUAAACGGGAACUGAAGACCAACGAGGACCAUGUGUCCCAGGUGCAGAAGGUUGAGAAGCUCAUCGUGGGCAAGAAGCCGAUUGGAUCCCUGCAUCAUGGGCUUGGCUGUGUGCUCUCUCUUCCCCAUCGACGGCUGGUCUGCUACUGCCGGCUUUUCGAGGUUCCAGACCCCAAUAAACCCCAGAAGCUGGGACUGCACCAGAGAGAGAUCUUCCUCUUCAAUGACCUCCUGGUGGUCACCAAGAUCUUCCAGAAGAAGAAGAACUCAGUGACAUACAGCUUCCGGCAGUCCUUCUCCCUCUAUGGCAUGCAGGUCCUGCUCUUCGAGAACCAGUACUACCCCAAUGGCAUCCGGCUGACGUCUGCUGUCCCUGGCGCAGAUAUCAAAGUGCUAAUAAACUUCAACGCCCCCAAUCCUCAGGACCGGAAGAAGUUCACUGAUGACCUGCGGGAGUCUGUUGCUGAAGUGCAGGAGAUGGAGAAACACCGGAUAGAGUCGGAGCUUGAGAAACAGAAGGGUGUUGUGCGGCCCAGCAUGUCACAGUGCUCCAGCCUCAAAAAGGAGUCAGGCAACGGAACACUGAGCAGAGCCUGCCUGGAUGACAGCUAUGCCAGCAGCGAGGGCCUCAAGCGCAGUGCCCUCAGCAGCUCCCUGAGGGACCUAUCAGAAGCGGGGAAGCGAGGGCGUCGCAGCAGUGCGGGAUCGCUAGAGAGCAAUGUGGAAGGCUCCAUCAUUAGCAGUCCUCACAUGCGCCGGAGAGCGACCUCAACACGAGAGUGCCCAUCUCGCCCCCCCCAGCCCGUGCCUAACUCCUCCUCUCUCCUGGGUUCUUUGUUUGGGAGCAGGAGAGGGAAGCCCCCUCCCCAGGCCCACCCACCCUCAGCUCCUCCCCCAGGACCCCCUCACGCCCAUCACCCCGGAGCCUCGGAGGGCCCUCUGCAUGGGCACCAUGCACAAUACUGCCAUGCGCAGCAGAACCCACCCCCCUAUCACCACCACCACCACUACCACCCGCCCCCACACCUGCAGCACACCCACCAGUACCACCAUGGCCCACACGGAGGGCACCCCCCAUAUGUGGCCCAUACGCACAGCCACCCGCCUCUGCCCACAGCUCACCCUGGUCACGCCGGGCAUGCAGCGCAUCACCAUGGACAACCCCCUGCCCCACCACCCCCCACCAGCAGCAAGGCCAAGCCGAGCGGCAUCAGCACAGUUGUAUAGACAGUGUAGACAGCCGCCUGUCACACACCAGGCACACAAGGGCCUACCAGGCACCAGCCUCAGGUCAGCCCAAGGCACCACUGUUACCCUCUAACCCCAUAGCCUGGGUGGACCUAUGGGCUCGCCUUCCACAGAGCAGAGUUCCCACUGGGCCCGAGGCUGCCCUCAGCCACCAUUGACCUUGACACAGCGCUGACCAAGGAGAAGUGGGAAUCCUCUCACCCUGUCAGCCCUCAGCCCUUCACUCUACACAACCUGAAAACCCAUGAAAACCCAACUUAGCAAAGAAAACAUGAUACAAAAGGCAGACACAGCAGAACCAAUGCCAGACUGGCUGGGUUAUUGCUCUGUUAUUGGCAGAGGGCAAAAAUAACAAUAAGUAGACUUGAUAUGGGUGAUGAAAAUAAGUAAACUUUAUAUAAUAUAAAUAUAUAAAUAUAUAAAUAUAUAUAUACAUACUGUAUAGGUAGUGUUUGUGUGUGGGAGCUAAGCAUUUCAUCUACAAAGCUAGCACUAGGGACCUCCUAAGGACUACCACAUAAGUGACAGGAAGUCAAUCUAGAUAAAUUUGUGAGUAGACCAAAAACCCUGCUAGAAGAAACCCAGGUCCUUCCAUAUUUUCAUAGGAAGGAAUUCCCGCUAGCCUGGCUGAAACCUUACACGCUCAUAACUCACUGUGCCAAGUAACACAGCACCUGACUGUCUAAUACCCCACUCUACUCUGUAUAGACCCCUAUUUUAUUAACAGAGUACUAUUCUAAGUAAUCAGUAUUAUAACUGCUGUUAUCUCCAGUAAGCAACUAGGCAACACACAGUCAUCUCUACCCUAGUACUUGGGGCGACCAGUCUAGAGCUGACUGUCUCAGGACCUCAGCCCCACAGAUCCCUAGACACUUUAUACUGGCUGCCAUAACUUUGAAUUCCCAUGCUCUACAUUCCUUCCCUCUGUACAUGGUGAGCCAAACUCACCCUCCCGGGGCCCACAUGGUAGAGGGACCCAUCCCUAACACUCAUCUUCGUCUACCCAAUGCCAUAACUCCCUCAUCCAGUUCCCAGCCCCAGCAGGCGGGUGGCGUGAGCGCUGGGCGGCCCAGGGCGGUGUGUGUGUCCCGUGUUGUGUUCUGAGUGGCAACAGCGAUCACUGUAAUUCCAUGCAGCCAUGUGCUCGUGACCCUGUGUCAUCACUGUGCCUAGCCAAUGAGUGCUUGGCCCUGGCCAGGCGAAGCCCACACUGCCUCUCGUGGUCCAGUGAGCUGCCAGGCCCCACAUGCCCCAGCUGUGUUCUUGUUGCUUCCAUGUGUGACACCAUGCACUCCCCGGGGGCCACAUGCUGCCCGCAUUCCUGUGCCUGAGUCACCCACGGGCUAUACUUUACAGUUUCAGCCCUUCCAGCCACCACAGCCUCCAGUGCUGUGCUCCUAAGCCUAGGACCUGAGGACCGCCUGUGGCCUCUGCCUGCGCAGAGUCCCUUUCAGAAAGGAAGGAGCUGCCGCCUGACCGUGGGCUGCGUCUAGGACCU
Phodopus roborovskii (desert hamster) is the source of this 5218-nucleotide messenger RNA. It is a transcript of the gene Iqsec1, whose product is annotated as IQ motif and Sec7 domain ArfGEF 1. NCBI's taxonomy places the organism in Eukaryota, Metazoa, Chordata, Mammalia, Rodentia, Cricetidae. Gene Ontology annotation, molecular function: protein binding; guanyl-nucleotide exchange factor activity. Bases 355 to 3699 code for a protein of 1114 amino acids. The record is from RefSeq and is a predicted model, not a curated record. Gene Ontology annotation, biological process: actin cytoskeleton organization; regulation of ARF protein signal transduction. The transcript is spliced from 15 exons.